Molecule: messenger RNA, 1008 nt
Organism: Aspergillus pseudotamarii
Lineage: Eukaryota; Fungi; Ascomycota; Eurotiomycetes; Eurotiales; Aspergillaceae
Exons: 2
Coding region: 1-1008 (335 amino acids)
Biological process (GO): secondary metabolic process
Source: RefSeq, a predicted model, not a curated record
AUGGUUGGCAUCAACGAAGUCCGCCGAUCCAACGCCGCUCUUCACAUCCGCGAUGGAGACUUCGUCGCAGUUUUCGUCGGGGGAACCAGUGGAAUCGGAGAAGCAACAGCCAAGGAGCUAGCAAAGGCCAUCAAAACGCCGACAAUCCACCUCGUAGGAAGGAAUCAAGCCGCCGGCUCCAAGAUCUUAGAGGAACUAAAAUCAGCCAAUCCCGAUGGGACCUUCUACUUUGUUCAAUCGGACGUGUCACUUCUCCGGAACGUAGACGAGGCGUGCUCGGAAAUCAAGCAGAAGGAAAAGACGAUCGAUCUGUUGUUCCUCUCGACAGGACAUCUGGCAACCUCGAAACAAAACACAACCGAAGGCCUCGAAAACAACCAUGCCCUCCGUUACUACUCCCGCAUGCGCUUCAUCCACAACCUUCUCCCUCUGCUUGGCGCAUCUAAAGGCCCAGCCCGCGUCGUGAGCGUCCUAGCCGCCGGCCAGGAAGGCAAAAUCGAAGAAGAUAACCUCGAUUUACAGAAGUCGUGGACCUUUAUGAAAGCCGGCACGUAUGCGGCGACCAUGAAUUCCCUCGCCGCAGAGCACUUGGCCACGCUGUACCCCUCCAUCAGCUUCGUUCACGUAUUCCCCGGCAUUGUCCGCACCCCUCUCAUGAACAAGACCAUGGGCUCAGUCGCAGGUUCGAUCGUUGGCUUCCUAUCGCGACCGUUGUCGAUUUCCUCGCAGGAGAGUGGUGAGCGGCACCUGUUCAUCUCGACUUCCGCUGCUUAUCCGCCCGCUACGCCCAAGGAUCCGGCGAAUGCAGGCGUACCACUUGUGGAGGGAGUGAAGACCAGCGUAGCUUCGACGGGGAAAAUUGGCGGAGGAUCGUAUAUUCUCAAAUAUGAUGGUGCCAACGCGGCAAAUGAGAAGCUCAUGAGCGGAUACCGAGCGGAGGAUUUCCCGAAGAAGAUCUGGGCUCAUACCCUGGAGACGUUUAAGAAGGUGUUUGAUCCAGCGCAGUAA